CCCCCGGGAGCAGUGAUGUUGGGCAGCUCCGCGCCCGGGCCUGCGGCCCGCGAGGCAGGCUCGGCGCUGUUAACAUUGCAGCAGACGGCGCUCCAGGAGGACCAGGAGAACCAGGAGAACAUCAACCCCGAGAAGGCGGCGCCCACCCAGCAGCCCCGGACCCGCGCUGGGCUGGCGGUACUGAAGGCCGGGAACUCGCGGGGACCAGCGCCGCAGCAGAGGCCUAAGACGCGACGGGUUGCACCUCUUAAGGAUCUUCCUGUAAAUGAUGAGCAUGUCACCGUUCCUGCCUGGAAAGCAAACAGCCAGCAGCCUGCGUUUACCAUUCACGUGGAUGCAGCAGAGGAAGAGACUCAGAAGAGGCCAGCUGAAUCUAAAAAACCAGAAGGUGAAGAUGUCUUGGCUUUUAACUCAGCUCUUACUUUACCAGGACCAAGAAAACCACUGGUACCUCUUGAUUACCCAAUGGAUGGUAGUUUUGAGUCACCACAUACUAUGGAUAUGUCAAUUGUAUUGGAAGAUGAAAAGCCAGUGAGUGUUAAUGAAGUACCAGACUACCAUGAGGACAUUUACACAUACCUUAGGGAAAUGGAGGUUAAAUGUAAGCCUAAAGUGGGUUACAUGAAGAAACAGCCAGACAUUACUAACAGUAUGAGGGCUAUCCUCGUGGACUGGUUAGUUGAAGUAGGAGAAGAAUAUAAACUACAGAAUGAGACCCUGCAUUUGGCUGUGAACUACAUUGAUAGGUUUCUUUCAUCAAUGUCUGUGUUGAGAGGAAAACUUCAGCUUGUGGGCACUGCUGCUAUGCUGUUAGCCUCAAAGUUUGAAGAAAUAUACCCCCCAGAAGUAGCAGAAUUUGUAUACAUUACAGAUGACACUUAUACCAAGAAACAAGUUCUGAGAAUGGAGCACCUAGUUUUGAAAGUCCUUGCUUUUGACUUAGCUGCACCAACAAUAAAUCAGUUUCUUACCCAGUACUUUCUGCACCAGCAGUCUGCAAACUGCAAAGUUGAAAGUUUAGCAAUGUUUUUGGGAGAGUUAAGUUUGAUAGAUGCUGACCCAUAUCUAAAGUAUUUGCCAUCAGUUAUCGCCGCAGCAGCCUUCCAUUUAGCACUCUACACUGUCACGGGACAAAGCUGGCCUGAAUCAUUAGUACAAAAGACUGGAUAUACGCUGGAAACUCUAAAGCCUUGUCUCAUGGACCUUCACCAGACCUACCUCAGAGCUCCGCGGCAUGCACAACAGUCAAUAAGAGAAAAGUACAAAAACUCAAAGUAUCAUGGUGUUUCUCUCCUCAACCCACCAGAGACACUAAAUGUGUAACAGUGAAAGACUGCCUUUGUUUUCUAGGAUGUAAAUCACUCAAAGUAUAUGGUGUACAGAUUUUAUCUUAGGUUUUAAUUUUACAAUCAUUUCUGAAUACAGAAGUUAUGGUCAAGUACAAAUUAUGGUAUCUAUUACUUUUUAAAUGGUUUUAAUUUGUAUAUCUUUUGUACAUGUAACUAUCUUAGAUAUUUGGCUAAUUUUAAGUGGUUUUUGUUAAAAGUAUUAAUGAUGCCAGCUGUCAGGAUAAUAAGAAAUAAAUUGAUUUGGAAAAUUUG
Balaenoptera acutorostrata (minke whale) is the source of this 1601-nucleotide messenger RNA. It is a transcript of the gene CCNA2, whose product is annotated as cyclin A2. The coding region runs from base 16 to 1323 and encodes 435 amino acids. The record is from RefSeq and is a predicted model, not a curated record. Gene Ontology annotation, biological process: mitotic cell cycle phase transition; regulation of cyclin-dependent protein serine/threonine kinase activity. NCBI's taxonomy places the organism in Eukaryota, Metazoa, Chordata, Mammalia, Artiodactyla, Balaenopteridae. The transcript has 8 exons. Gene Ontology annotation, cellular component: cyclin A2-CDK2 complex; nucleus; cytoplasm. Gene Ontology annotation, molecular function: cyclin-dependent protein serine/threonine kinase regulator activity.